CCAUGGUGGGUUCAGCUUCAUCCCCUCCCCCCCUCGUCUGCAGUGCUGACGCAUCUGCUGCUUGUGCAUCAAUCAACAGCCUCUGUGUCGGCAAAUAUCACGCUAGUAUCAGAACUGUUUUACUCCAAGCAUUCAGUUGCCAUGCUCACUGAAAUUGCGAGUGAAAACAUUAAGAGCCAGUAGUUCUUUGCUUGCAGUGAUACAAAUUAGGACAACUGUGCCGCCAUCUUCUCUCCGGUUCUGCAUUACCAACCGCUGCCUCUGUGUAGGCGAAGAAGGGCUUGUGUGUAAUAUAUUGCUGCACGGGGUGAGACUGUGUAUUAAAUAGCCAAAUGCAUUCUUAUUUUUGGUCAGCAUAACGAUACAGCUGUAUAGCUAGUGUGGUGCUCUGGGGGAUUAAUGAGGCAUAUAUGUAUAGCAGAGGACUCCUGCUUCCAGUAAUGUAUUUGCUCUACCUUGUAUCGGGCGCAGAGCUUGUGUGAUGUAGCACUCAGCCGUGCUCAAUUCUCGACAACCCCUCUGCCAUGCAUGAUAAAAGUUGCAGUUUCCUGCAAAGAAUGUGUCUGUUGCCCAGCUAGCACAAAGGCGAGCCCAUCCUCCAGUAUAGCUACAUGCUGUGGAAGGACAGAAGAGGGAUAGCCAGAGCAGAGAAAAGCAGAUCACAUCCAGUUUUGGACUUGGGCUGCACAGAUAGAGGCGAACGACAAGGAAGCUGGAAUCACCAGCACACAGAAAUGGAGAGGAGCAAAAUUGCCUGAAAACACUCUGCUUGUGACAGCACUGCUGUUCACCGACCAUAAAAAUAAGACUUCAGUCUUAUUCUCGCUGAACAGUUUCUUCUCGUAAAGUAGGUUUGAGAUGUAUAGAAAAGGGACACUGUGUUGCCCUCCAUUUUGUCUAACUUGCUAAGAUGGCUGCGAUUUGUUGCUUCAAUUAGAACAUGAUGGAUAGUUUUCACUCUCACACCGUGCUCAGCAAGCUCAAUGAGCAGCGCUCACAAGGCCUUUUCUGUGAUGUGACUAUUGUAGUGGAGGAUGUGAAGUUCCGUGCCCACAAGAACAUCCUGGCAGCUUGCAGUGGCUAUUUCAAGAAUGUUCUGACAAAUGAGACAUGGAGUUCUAGCCGCGUACUGGAACUGAUGGACCUUAAGUCUGAAGUUUUUGCCUGCGUCCUCAACUUUAUCUAUUCUUCAAAGGUGACAUUGCCUUGCGUCGAGGACAACAAGGAUCUAAUAGCAGCAGGGAAAAGACUUGGUAUUUCCUUUUUGGAGAAGCUUGCAGGGCACGAGAAACGGAACAAGAAUCUAAACCGACCAGACUGUGUUAAACCCACAGACUGGAGCACAGCUAGUGUGCUUAAAAAAAACAAGGAGGCGGCCACCAGAACUGAGGAGAUUGAUGGCGCUAGAGGACCACGAAUCACCAAUGCCUUCUCCAUAACUGAGGUAUGUCCUGGGAACAAUCCGUUCACCCCACUGGAAGAGGGUAGGCAGUCACCGGAUGAGGGGCAGCUUCCAGCAAGUUGCCCAACAUCCUCCUGCCUUGAUGGGAUCAAGGAACAUUCCCACACCUUCUUAGACCACUCAUAUGCUGUGAACCAAGUAACUGAAGAAAAAGGUCAGACGAGUCAAUGGGACAACGAGAAGGUGUCUAAGUCAGCACCAUUACAGCCAAAGCAAACUACUUACCGGAAUUCAGGCCCACUCAAAAAGCGUCACAGGCUUAGAGGUGCUGUGUUUCGAAAUCAAUUUUUAACAAAUACUGAACCACACACAGAAAAAAAUACUUUAACCCCAAUAUUAGCUGUGGGGGCGACUUUAGCACCUCCCCGCCUUCCGCAAAAUGAACAAGACAAGCUCAGAGAUGCAGUGAAUCCUUUGGCCAACAGCCAUGUCCAUACAGCGUCAAGUCCUUCAACUCUACUCCCUCACACAGAGGACAGCAUCGCAAUCUAUGGAUGUAAACAUUGUCCAGAGAUAUUUAGAAAUGAAUCUCUCCUUGCUAUUCACUCCAAGGUACAUAAAAGGUGUUCUGAUGGUCACUUCCUUUGCAAAUUUUGUGACAAAAAAUUUAUACAUCUGAAACGGCUGCGCAACCAUGAGCAGAAUUGUCCUAAGGCUUGGAGGGGAAAGCCUAAACAAUAUUCCAGUGACGUAGAUGUCAAAGAGGAGGACCUCAAUUCAGGUAGCAUGUUGAGCGAGGAAACCACCAAAACACAGUUUCCUCCUGUUGACCACCCAAUGACUGGCCCCCUUCUUGUACAUCAAUUAGAGCACCCAAAAGAUGAGAAUAAAAAAAGCUCAAGUGGCAUUCAGAGAAGAUACAACUGCAGUGUAUGUAAACGGGUGUAUAUAACACUUUCCAGUCUGAAGCGGCAUGAGAAUGUACAUUCCUGGCAGAGGGCUUAUCCCUGUCAUUACUGUAAUAAAGUGUUUGCAUUGGCAGAGUACCGUACGAAGCAUGAAAUCUGGCAUACAGGCGAACGCCGCUAUCAGUGCAUUUUCUGCCUGGAAACAUUCAUGACAUAUUAUAUCUUAAAAAACCAUCAGAAGUCUUUUCAUGGGAUUGACCCCACACUAUCCAUUAAACGAAAAUCUGCCAACGGUGGUCUGAAAGCCAGUGUUUAUCCAAUCAAGCUCUAUAGGCUUCUGCCUAUGAAAUUUAGAAAAAGACGAUACAAGACAUACAGUCAGACAUAUUCGGAGGGUGAUGAAACAGAUUUUCAAUUGCCACUUGACAGCAAUCCUCUCUGCCCUCAGUUUGAGGGAAAUAGUGUGAGCGGCUGUCCCAAUGGUGGUUCACUGCCAUUGACAUUCAUGGCAACAACAAAGAUGGUGGCUCCCAUCAUGCCUCGCAUCAGCUUUGACAAGCCCUGUAAUACAGAUAUUGACCAAAGUUUGCACCACAAUUAUCACCAGAGAGCAACGGGAAAAGACGCUGAGCAUAGUUCACCUUUUAUUAACUUUGACUGCACAGUCCCUUUGCAAUCUGACCCAGCAUCUUCCUCUGUGGAUAAUAAAGGUAACCCUCUAGAGCUAAUCAACUCACAUCACAUAAAUCAAAAUGUGACAUUCCUAAACUCGCUGAACACUGUUGAAAAGCUCAGUGAGUUAUCUGCUUCUGCGAAAAAAGUUGAGAAAAUGACUAAGGAAAUGCUUCAGUCAAAUAGUGAGACAUUUAAUCUCGAUAAAACAGUGGGGGCAAAGACAGAAACCUACAUUGCCAAACCUGUAUGCCCGGGUCCAUCGGCAGAUGGAGAUGCAAUACCACUAUGCCAGAUAACUGUGAAAAUAGGUGAUGAAGCCAUCAUCCGCCGCAGAAUCAAAGGGUCCAAGCUCUUCCCAAGAAGGAAAAAGAAGAUAAGAAAAUUGGGGGAGGUGGAGAGCCCAAGUCAACUCCAUCCAGAUGACAAGUUGGAGAUCCCCAGGCUCCGCUUCAGACCAGACAUUUCAGGUUUAAUAUCUGAGACAUAUGAAGGUCCCAACGAUUGUGACAUGGCUGACGAGCUUUGGCGACCCUAUUCAUACAAAGCUAAAAAGAAGAAAAAGAAGCUGAGAUUCAAGCACAGACAAGCUUUGUUUCACAAUUACAAUGAGACAGUUAGAAGUGACACUGGUGCCAGUGAGGCUCGAUUGGACAGUUGGCAGACAGGAGACAGUAUCUCAGGUGGGGGGGAUGUAAAACAUAGUCUCAGGAGUUGUAGCCCAAGGACAACCUACAACUGUGAAAUUUGCGACAGCUCUUUUAUCACUGAGACAGGUUUAAGAGCACACAUUAUUGGUUCUCACCCAUAUUUCUGUCGCACUUGUGGUAAACAAGGUCCCCCAGGAGAGACACCUAGCGGCAAUGAUUACAUUUGCAACAGUUGUAUGGAAAAUGGCUCCUGCUUUGAUAGUUCAACCUGGAGCCCCAAACCAGAGAAAAAGUUUCACUGUUCCUUCUGUCCCCAGCGGUUUCUGUACCUUGCCACCAAGAGAAGCCAUGAGAAAAAACACCAGGAGAAAAGUGGAGAGAGUUACACCACUCAACCAUGUUUGGAAUAUUUGGAUAACUUAAGUGAGGAAAACAAAAAAGACUGCAUCAAAACAGAGGAGGAUGACAAUCAAGAAGAAGGUUCUGGUGUCCAAUGUGAGGAAGGAGUACAGUUCCACAUUAAGAAGCCUAAAACUGAGGAUACCACAGAGUUGACUUUGACUCCACAUCAGGACAUUACAUACACGCACAUUAAAAGUUCAUCACCCCAGACUGAGCCACUGUUCACUGCAACUUCACCCUCAAAAAUGAAACAUAAAAUGAAAAGAAUUAUCAAUCCACCACAUUCUUUAGAUCUGUCUUUUAAACCACAAGCUCAAAAGAGAGAUGCUAAUAGAUACAAGGACAGUUUGGAAGUAAGCAGCGUAAAUGAUCACGAGAAGUCCUGCAAAUCAUCAAGGAAGAAUGCCUUGGACUUAAAAGACGGCCACAUUUCUGCAAACAAGCCAGAGAAAUUGAUGUGUAAAGACAAAACAUUUUUCUAAAGCCCUUUAAGCAUUGAAGCCUGCAAAGGUGUGUGUGUGUGUGUGUGUGUGUGUGUGUGCGCGCGUGUGUGUAUAUAUGAGAGAGAGAAUUGUAGUUACUGCUGUGAGUAGUAAAUGUACUAAAGUUGUAAUGUAAUUGCAGCAGAGCUGAACAAAAGAACUUCCAAAAACACACUGAAUAUAAAGGUCUAAUGUCUGCUGGAAUUUUAUCCUAUUGUCAACAGGAGUGACUCUAAUUUAUAUACUAUGACCUUGUGUCAUAGACUUAAUUUUAUUGUCUAUGCAUCACUUGCAAAGCAGAUUAUGUGAGUUGGCUGGUUGAGCCAAAAAAAAGGUUUGUCGAAAGUAGGUUGAAAUCGUGUUUUUCAAAGGUUUGUUUUUUCUGAAGCUGAAUUGGAUGCAUUUUAAAAUUGAGGGCAAUGUGUAUAUGGGAACAACAAAACAAGCUUUGUUGAAUUUCUUGGACUCCAAUGCCACUGUAAUUGAACAUAGUGGGUUGCACUUUAUACUCAUAUUUCUUUUACAAAAAUUUAGUUACAGAUUGAUGGAAUAUGUAAUCCUUUUAGUUUUGAACACCGCACCGUUAAGUCCCUACUUUGUUGUGUAUGAUAUAUACAGUAUAUAAACCAUGUAAAAUUAUUUAAAUAAAAUAUCAUUCAUGUACUAAACAGUUAUAUCCUGUUUUUUG
This is a messenger RNA of Phycodurus eques (leafy seadragon), 5204 nucleotides long. RefSeq names its product ras GTPase-activating protein 2-like. Gene Ontology annotation, biological process: regulation of immune system process; regulation of GTPase activity; intracellular signal transduction. Lineage: Eukaryota; Metazoa; Chordata; Actinopteri; Syngnathiformes; Syngnathidae. The coding region runs from base 941 to 4516 and encodes 1191 amino acids. The record is from RefSeq and is a predicted model, not a curated record. The transcript is spliced from 2 exons. Gene Ontology annotation, molecular function: protein binding.